AUGUCACACCACACGAACGGGUGCACGAAAGCCGACUGGCGCCGUGAAGCGCCGUGCACCGUGCAAAGUGACGAAAUAAUGGCCGAGAGUGCAGUGGACGUGCCGAAAGCGAAUGAUAAAUAUUGUACGCAUCAGCAGCAACAGCACCGUUCAAGUGCAGCAGCGACCGACACGGCCGCCAGCAGCAAUAGUGCCGCGAAUGCAAGCAAUAACACUAACAAUAAAAGUAGCAAGAGCAGCAGCAGUAACUGCUUCCCGCAAACUACUUCACCACAGCAGCGCCCACAACAAAAGGCAAUGUCCUCCGCUGGGCUAGGCGUGCAUUCUGCCGCUGCUGCUGCUGCUGGUGAUGCAGCAGCGUGCAGCGGGGGCGAUCCGAGUGCUGACGAAUCCUCUAGCAACGCUACGGUCGAUCCGCCUACUGCGACAGUAUCACAGACAGCAUCAAAAGAGCCAUCAUCAUCGCCGCCGCCGUCAUCCACUUCGUCAUCGGUGGUGGUGGUAGAGCCGACGGCCAAUGUUGUGGACAGCAGUGGGCAGCGCCAGCAAGCUGCGAAAAAUCACGUAGACCCAACGCCGCAGCAGCAGGCAGCAGCAGCAGCGGAAAUGGUGGCUAAAAAUAAUGAUAAAAGCUCAACCCCAGCUAAGGACAACAACAUUGGCAGCGGUGGCGGCGGUGGCGACGGUGCCAUCCACAGUUCUGAUAAUGGUUUGUCCAAAAGCCACAAGAAGAAGAGUAAGAGUAAGGAUAAAGAACGCGACCGCGAUAAGGAUCGAAAGCGACGCCGUACGGAGGACGAAACAUCAUCAAAUCCAAAAAUUGGCACGAUUAACCAACUGGCUAAGGAAGGAGAAGGCAGCACUUCAAGCAACAAUCUUUCCACCGUCAGCAAAUCGCCAACAGUUGCCGCCGCUGCUGUAACGAAUGGCACCGUAACGAUGGCCACCAAUGGUUCCGCCGCAUCAACAGUGUCCGUAGUACAAAGUAAAGAAAAUCAUCACCAACAUCAACUGGCCGAAUUUGCCGCAGCCCAGCAGGCCGUGAAACGGGAACUGUCGAUCGAAACGACUUCCUGUGUCCCACCGGUAGCGACCGCCAUCCUGAAAGCCGGCGGUUCCCCAUCAGCAGCCGCAGCUGCAGCGGCUGCCGCCGUGGUUGCAGCCGCGGCCGGCACACCGAUAUCGCCCAUCAAUUUGCUCCUGAACCUGGAGCGCAGCAAAAACGAGCAGACACAGAUGAAGAAACAGGACGUGUUUAUCAAAAAAGAGUAUCUGCCGGCCAAGAGCAAGCUGAUAAAAGUGGAAAAAACGCGCGAAGACGUGACGAGGGUGCUAAACUUUGCCGGCGACACAGCAACAGCAGCAGCAGCAGUGACAUCCGGGAUCGGCGGUGACGAAAUGGGGCAGUAUGCUCCACUGAAUGGCGGCAUCCCGAGCCAGAUCAUCGUUCCAGAGAGCGCCACCGACAGUAGCGCCAAUGGCGGUAGCCUUAUAUGCCUUGCAAACAGUACAGCCAAUAAUGUGACUAGCAACAACAGCAACAACAACCACAGUACAACUGCAUCCAACUGCAACCCACUAGCGAGUAAGACGAGUUCUAAUAUAUUGAUCAAAAUAGAAUCGCCGAAAAACAGCGACGACAAAGCAACCCUGCUCACGAAGAAGGAAAAGACACAUCAGCACCCAGCGAACGACGCUGGCGCCUUACCGUUGGCUGCCGCUGCUGUUGGGAUCAGCGAAGUUCCAUUCAAAACGGCGGCCGUCCCAGGUACUGCACUCAAGGAACACCCGCCAUCGGAGGGUGCUGCGCCGGGGAAGGUGAAACAUUAUGAACCAAAUCCACCGAAGCAGGCUGAGCACAAACCGGCUGUCAGUAGUGGUGCUUCAAAUUUAAUGUCUUCGAACAGCAGUGGCCAGAAGAGCAGCAGUAGUGGUGGCCGCGAAUGCUCACGGUGCUACAAGCGGUCUAAAAUCAAACGUGCCAACAUUGGCAUUCAAUGUCGCCGAGGCGGCGGUAGUAGUGUUGCUGGGCCAACCACUGCACCGCAGUCUGCUGCAACCGAUUCGGUGUCCCGCAUUGGAUCGAUCAAUCGCAAUGCCAACUGCGGUUUGCGAACGAAAUUACUGGAAGGGCUAAAGUAUGGACGCUUUAUGCGGAUCGAAGUGCACCCAAACGGCGGCGCUUCGGUGGUGCACAUGUACCAGGACGAGAUCGCGAUCCUAUCGGAAACGGAAAUGGAAGAGCUGGUGCAAGAAUUUUUUCAAGUUGUGUUCGCCGAAGAUAAGGAUGGAUUCGCCCAUCACGUCAUGGGGAUCGUGCAUGACGCUGCGGCCUAUCUGCCCGAUCUGCUCGAGCACAUGGCGGAGAACUACGCGAACCUGACGGUCAAGGCCGGUGUGCUGGGACGCAACUCGGACAUUGAAACGUGCACCAUGAGUCAGUACAAUGAACAGGUGGUGAAAAACUAUUCUCAAGGUACCGUAAGGUAUGGGCCUUUGCAUCAGAUCAGUCUGGUGGGAAAAGUGCACGAAGAAGUGGGCGGAUAUUUUCCCGAUCUCUUGAAGCGACUGGAGGACAACCCGUUCCUCAAUAAGGCCAUGCCGUGGGGCGAACUGUCCAUAGUCCAAAUGGAUCCGCGACUAUCAAACGACGGUCCAAUUUUGUGGAUUCGGCCGGGCGAGCAGCUCGUGCCGACUGCGGAAAUCAACAAAACGCCGUUGAAGCGCCAAAGGACUCGGAUAAAUGAGCUCAGAAACUUGCAGUACCUGCCGCGGUUGUCGGAGGCACGAGAAACGAUGAUUGAAGAUCGGACAAAGGCUCACGCGGAUCACGUGGGUCACGGGCACGAUCGAAUGACGACGGCGGCAGUGGGUGUUUUGAAAGCGGUGCGGUGCAACAUUACAGAUGAGCUGAACCGGAUCACCAAAGAUGUGGUCGCUUUCGAUGCUCACUGCUUCCCACAUCUGGUGGAGAAGCUACAGCUUGACCUGCACGAGCCACCUAUAUCGCAGUGUGUCCAGUGGGUGGAAGAUGCCAAGCUGAACCAGCUGAGGCGCGAAGGAAUCCGUUACUCGCGGAUAUCGCUUUACGAUAACGAUAUCUACUUUCUGCCCCGCAACAUCAUCCACCAGUUCCGCACGGUGACGGCCGUAACGAGCAUAGCGUGGCACCUGCGACUGAAACAGUACUACCCCGAUCAGGACAUUGUGCAGGAAAUCGCGCACGGGUACGAGGUGGAUCCGCCACACUACAAAGAAAAGCAAACGAUCCUGCCGCAUCCGAUAUCGGCGGCCGACGAAAAAAAGCACACCCCAAUCAAGCGCACGCACGAUGGUCGGCCAAAGCUGAAGCCAGAAUCGGCCAAGAAGGACACACCACCACCGUUGGCGGCGGCACCAUUUUCGUCGCCCAACUCGCGAUCCUCGGCGUCGGUGAUCGACGAUAAGGCGGGAGACAAAUGCGAAUCUUCCGUCCGAGAUUCGCCGGUGGAAAAGCACUCGGCACAAGAGGCCAAAAUUGAUAUGCGAAAAUUGAUUCGUGAUGACAAAACUUCCCCCGCUGGUGGUGGUCAACAACCGUCCCCGACAGCAGCCACCGGGGCCUCCGGGGUCGGUAAAAGCGUUUCGAAAAACGUGAGCUCCUCCUCUUCAUCCGACAAAGGGCAUCAUUCGGAUCGAACCGGAGGCAGCGCGAGUUCGACAAAAGGCAAUUCCAAAGCACGUCACUCGAACAGUGACGAUCGUGACCGCAAUCGAGACCGGGAUCGAAAUCGCGAUAGGGACCGGAAAGAUCGUGACAAAAAGGACCGUGAUCACGACAGAUACCGAGCUCGCGAUCGCGAUCGAGGACGAGACAAAGACAGGCGCAGUAGCAGCAGCAGUAAGCAUCAGUCAUCGUCGUCCAGUCGAAAAUCGGCAUCUGCUUCGUCGUCAUCGUCCUCCGCACACAGGCAUCGUCACGGAACGGUGGGUGCACCGGACGAAGAAGGUACCCGUAGCCAGAAAUCUGCGUCGCACUCAACAUCAUCUUCGCACAGUGGCAGUGCUAGUAGCAGCCGCCGAGAGUCUACCUCGAGUGUGACGCGCGAGAAAGAAUUGCAACCUUCGGAGGAACCGUUGCCCAUGGUGCCACCAGCCGGUCUUGGAGGAGACAGUAGUGAUCCAAGCGAUGCCACAUCCCGGUCUGCCGGUGCCAUGGCAAAGGAAGACACAGAAACAAAGGAGGAACGCCUCGGGCAACCGCACGAGAGCGAUGGCUGCGUCAACAAUUAUAAGACUGUGAUAAAUCGAAACCACUCGGACACGACGACGGAUCGGGGGAAGGAGUCGCUGUUUGCCCCGCAGACCACCAUCAUCUCCACGAUGGUCACCGAUCACAGUGUCACCGAUGGCAGCAAUAAUAAGGUCGAAGAUGACAGUGUCGACGAGGGAAUGCCUUCUAAGCUUCCGAAAGCUGAAUUGCAGCUGGAACCACCACCGCCGCCGCCAACGCAACCACCCCUACCACCACCGCUUCCGACAGAUUUACCUCAACCGCCGUUACCGCUUUCUGCACCGCCUGGCUUAGUACCACCACCGCCGCCGCCGCUACACUCGGAACACCCGGUGCCACCACCGCCACCACCAUCGGUUGCCGGCAGGCAACGAGAAGCAGAGGAUGCCUUAGAGAACUCAACACCAAAGUUGAAAGAAAGUAUUCACAACACGCUGAGCAAGACACACGGACAUAGUAGCAGCUGCGGUGGCCCUAGUAGUAGCGCCAAAACUAGCAAUAUCUGCGGAGCCGUUGUCAGGAAAAGUGGCUCCGUUCCGGUUGCUGCUGCUGCUCCUGAUCAGGAGCCAAGAAGCCACAAGAAAUCGAGCGAUCUGUUGAGCACGAUAAUGGCCAGCAUGUCCGGCACAGUGCCCGCCCAGAGUAGAAGCGGUUCGAACAUUUAAUCAUUUGUUAGAAGAUUACUCCGCCGGUGUUUGGUUUGGUAAUCUUGCGGCCUGCAAGCAAACAGAACGCUGUCUCGAACCAAGCGAUUCGCUGUGCCCUGCCCCAUUCGUUUUGGGUCUGUGAUUGGUGUUCCCAAUCAAUCACACAUACACACACAGUAUCAACCUUGUACAGUAUCAGCUGGGGGGCUUUGUUGUGUUGGCUAUCCUCUAGCGACUGGCAUGCUUAAUAUUUUAAUUAUUACGGUACGGUGCAGUAUUUAUCGGUUUUACCAUGUAAAUUGUGUAAAUCUCCAAAACUACACCCAUGGUCAACACGCUGGAAUUAAAAUGCAUAGGCUUAGGUUUGUUGCUGUUUAGCGGUUCUUAUUGCUGUAUUAUAGGUUCGUAGGACGGAUCGGCGAGAGUUUUGCGGUUUUCAAUCCGUAGUACAUGAGAUAUGCUACCGCGGAUUCUGCUUUAUAAUUUAUGUAACUUAUACGCACACAUCAUUUCUUGCUCCGCCGCCGCGGUAAAACGCCCAGUGUGUGAGAUUUUAACAAUAUAUACAUAUGGCUUUAUUGCCCCUCUGGAGCAAUGAUGUUAGUAGGAAAAGCGAU
Molecule: messenger RNA, 5537 nt
Organism: Anopheles bellator
Lineage: Eukaryota; Metazoa; Arthropoda; Insecta; Diptera; Culicidae
Exons: 8
Coding region: 1-4938 (1645 amino acids)
Cellular component (GO): nucleus
Source: RefSeq, a predicted model, not a curated record